CGUGUGAGGAAUUUGAGAAGCGAAGCCAUUUUGUGUUGUGAUCCAAAUCCAGAAAUGCGAGAACAACGACUUUUUGAUCUGUGACUGAAAGAUUUCCCUCCAAAACUUCAAAGGGGGAUUAUUAACGACUUUCAAACGUUCGAACUGGUUUGGAUGCCAGUCGAGUGCUAGCCAGAAAUGGCGUAUAAAUACAUUUUGUCGUGCAUCAUAUUGGCUUCCAUCUUCCAAGCAGUUUUCCUCGAGCAAGACGAUGGUUGUCCUGCAAUAAAGGUGAAGAAGGACCAAAUUAUUAGAACAAAAGAGGCUUUGAAUAAUGGAGCGAAAUAUCUAGCGAAGGAAAAGGUCGAGUCAGCCCGUGAAUGUUAUAAACUAUGUUGUCAGAAAGGUGGUUGUAAUUUGGGAAUGUUGUCAUACAAGAACGACUCAAAUGGCCAUCUUGUACGAACUUGUUAUCUAUUUGAUUGUGGUUCGCCAAGUCGAUGUACUUUUUCUUCAUACAAACAUUAUGCCACAAUUACAUUUGAGGAAAGGAAGAAGGACAAUCCUGGGAAAGAUGAGACGAGAAAAAACACUUAUAAUCAGCCAAAACCAAGUAACCAUCGGUGGAAUAAUGGAGGUUGCCCUGAAGGAGUCCCAAAUGUUAGAUGUUAUUCAAACCCUUGUGAUACAGAGAUAUGUCCUAGUAAUCCAUGGGCUACUUGCAAGAAAAGUGAAUGUGGAUCAUGUCAUGCAGAAUUCUACAAUGAUGAUGGCGAUAGAGUUAAAUGUUAUGAAUCAGGAAGUUACCAUAAGCCCAAGCCAUUGCAUUCCACUAGCAGUAAAUGGACUCAGCAAGAUAUCUUAAGACAAAUAGAUCGUUUACAGAAUAACAAGCCCGAGCACCCUGCCGCACACCAGGCAAACAAGAACAGCAAUCUUGAAACUCAUCUGAAUCAAUACACAAAUAAUAAACCAGCGUCACAUCAACGUAACUCAAUGCCUGAUGACUGGGAUAACAAGAUGGGAAAGAAAGUAACAGACCCACCUCUUCAUGAAUGGAGAGAUUUCAUUGAUAACAACCCAAAAUAUGCCAAACCAAAAUUAGCCACUAAAAAGCCCACCAGGAAACCAACAACUUUCCAUCAAUGGAGAGAGUUCAUCGAUAAUAAUCCAAAGUACACAAGGCCUCAAACUAAACCAAAAACUCCAAAACCAACACAAACGACUACAGAGAGGACAACAGAGAAAACAACUCAAAAAACAGCACACAAAACAUUACCCAAAACAACCAAAAAGAUGACCAAACCUCAUGUCAUUCCAAAAACCAAACCUGCCAUAGAAGAAAGGCCUAUCACAUACAUCCCUCCAAAAGUUGACGAUCAAAGCAGAAGAGCUGGUAAUAUCUCAGAUGUUGUCGUCAUUGAAACAAGCAAUCUUCGUAUCGUAGAAAACAAAGCAGUCGUCCCACUAGCAAUUUUCCUCGUUGUUGCACUUAUCUUGCUCUUCGUAGUUGCCUUACGACUAAGAGUUAUGAAGAGUCGUUUGAGAAGAAAAGCAUUUGCCACUGAUGAUGCAGAUUACCUCAUUAAUGGAAUGUACCUGUAGUGUAGUUUAGUUGUUUGUUAGAAAUUAGUUUAUUUAUAUAUUGUGUUAAGCUAAAAAAGUAGUUGAAAUGCUUUAAAUAUUAAGUGUCUAAAAAAUGUGCAAAUGCUGAGGUUUGAUGAUGAUGAUGCAUGUCAAUCAUGAAUUUUUCAACCUAUUUCAUACUCAUUAAAGUUCAUAAUAUAUGUGACGCUGAUUAGCACUUGGACGCAAAUGCCAAUAUUAAAAUACCAUCAAAUUUUUGUAAAAAAAGAAUAACUUGUUCUUGAAAUUCAAUACGAAAAAUUGAGAACAUACUGUACAUGAUUGAAUCAUACUGUACGACUUGUUUGAAUCAGUAAUGAUAAUCUGAAUGGUGUUAACACUGUAUGAAUUACUUCAUUAUAGCAUUUAUUUGAGACACAGUUUUAGAGUACAUUCUCUUAUCCAUGAUAUACUUUGAAAACAAAAUUGUGCAAAAUAAUUAGUAGUACAAGAUCUUCUGCCUUUGUUCUUUUAAAUGACAUAAUUGUGUGCCAUUUCAAAGUAUUUUACAGAUAAAUUGAAUUCACUCUAUGAACUUGUUUAUAGCAUGUUAAAUUAUUAAUACCAAGGUUAUUGUGGUAUUUAUUGAAAAUUUCAAAAGACAAAUGUCUUGUGAAAUGUAAUGUAGAGCUUUUGGCAAGGUGUAAAUUAUAGUUUGUAUUUUGAAUAACCAUUAUUUUCUAUGAUAAAUUUAUAAAGUAAAAAUUACAUUAGACAAUAUGCUUGUGAUCCUGUACUGUAGUUGUUUCCUAAAACUGUCAAAUUUUAACAUUACUGCAUUUUCUUUGAUACUCAAAUUAACUCUGUAAUUCUAGAUUUGUUUUAUGGGUUUGUGGAAACAACUUCUACAAAAAUUGAGCAUUGUCUAUCAAUUUUCUCUAUUCAAAUGACAAUAGCUAUAAAAAAAGGAAUUGUAAACACUGUGAAGAUAUUGCAUUGGAAUGUCAGAAUGGAGUGGUUCUCAUUAAUCUUUGAAAUACACUUUUAAGCAUACAAUACAUUAUUACUCUUUAUUCUAGACUUUGACCAUUACCAGGUACAAUUCACAGGUUAAAGAAAACCACUCUGAGUUUGCAUCAAUACUCUUCAUUUCCAGUUCAGCAACUUAUUAUAUCUUGAUUUUAUCAUACAGACUAGUUCAAUGUCUUCAUUGUAACCAAGAAAUUCCAAUGUUUGAAAAUUCAAAAUAUGUACUUAAUACAAUAGUAAUAUGGAAAUAACUAUUAUUAAUAGGAUCUCUUGAAAGAAUAUUGUGUACAUCGCAUGAUCAAAUUAAUGAGAGUAAACACAUGAAUUCCUUAUUA
Molecule: messenger RNA, 2909 nt
Organism: Exaiptasia diaphana
Lineage: Eukaryota; Metazoa; Cnidaria; Anthozoa; Actiniaria; Aiptasiidae
Exons: 4
Coding region: 178-1584 (468 amino acids)
Source: RefSeq, a predicted model, not a curated record